AUGAAAGAAUCAGUAGGUAGUAAAGUUAAAAGGUUUAUAAAAGGCUUAUGGCUGAAAACGGACCCUAACUUACCAGGAGCAAGACAGAAAACCCCAUUAAAUAUUAGUAGAUUUUACUUGUUAAUUAUUAUAGUAAUAUACACAGCCGUAUCUGCAUGUAUAUAUUUUGACUGGAGUGCAAUAAGAAAAUUGCUGUUAAAUGUAGGUAAAUAUAAACAUUUAAAUUUAGGAGAAUAUAACGAUAUAACGGUAACACCACAAUAUAAAAAAAUAAAUAAUUUAUACCCUAUUACUCUAGCAAUCCAUUUUACUACCUCCGUUUUCUGUGGUUUCUUAUAUGACCAUAUAGGUCCAAAAUUUACAGCAAUGUUAGGACAGAUUUUUAAUAUUAUAUGUUGGCUAUUUUUAUCUAUUGAUAGUACAACUAUAGAUACAACAUUGAUAGGGUUCAUAUUUCUGGGUUUAGGCGCAGACACAGCUUUUAUACCUAUUCUAACAAUAUCUAAUUUAUAUCCAGAUGCAUCCACAUUUAUAUUAACAGUAGUAGGAGCAGCAGCUUCUUUAAGUUAUGCUGUUCCUGCUACAUUAAAUUUAAUAUGCACCCACUAUCCUAAUAUAGCCUUUUCUACCAUAUGCUAUGGCUAUAUAUUGCUUAUUCUAUUGCCUUGUUUACUUAUAGCUAUCUUUUUACUUCCUGUAAAACCAUUUAAGGGGCUGGAUUAUUAUAUUGAAAAUAAUGAAGAAAAUAUAAGGUAUCUAGACGGGUUGGAAGAAGGAGGAGGAGGAAGGGGGGAAAAGUUGAGCAAAGUGUACAUGCACGACGAUGUGGAGCUUCAGCGGAGUAACAUAAAUAGUAGUAACAUAAAUAGUAGUAACAUAAAUAGUAGUAACAUAGGUAGUAGUAACAUAGGUAGUAGUAACAUAGGUAGUAGUAACGUUGGAAGGAGCAAUAUCGGAAGUAGCAACAUCGACGGUAGUGACAAGUCGGCGGAAAAAGUGGGAAAAAAAAAAAAAAAAAAAAAUAAUAAAAAUAAAUUCUUAACAAAUGAAGAAGGGAAUAAGUCUGAACAUACAAAGAGCACAAUUAGUGAUGAUACAAUAAAUAACGAUAAAAUGACAAAUACGUCAAGGAGCAUUGGGGAAGAUGGAGAUGAUUUUCAUAAAAAAAAUAUAUUAUUAUUUUUUAAAAUAUUAGUAAGCUAUCCAAGUAUUUGUAUUAUUACUUAUUUUAUUUUAUUUAAUAUAUCGACCGUUUUCUACGGUAUGGUGACAGAUACAUAUUUUAGUUAUGAUAGAUCAAUUAUAAAUAUUAUUAACAUUUUAAUGCCAAUUUCAUGUAUUCCUUGUAUAAUUUUUGGAAGAUUCAUAAAUAAAUAUGGAGCAGCUAUAAUGAUAAUCCUUAUGAAUGCAUGCUCAGCUCUUAUGCAUCUUACAGCAUUAAUUAAGCAUAAAGUAGCUGGUCUUAUUUCUGCCUUCCUUUAUAUGUGUGUUACUAGUAUAUAUACUAGCCAAAUAUAUUGUUUUAUCCAAAAUUCAUUUCCAUCUACUAUUUUUGGAAAAUUAUUGGGAAUCGCUAGUUUAUGUGGUGGACUCUUUUCCUUACUUUGUGAUAAGCUUUAUGAUCAUAUCAUAAGCAAAGAUGGUACAAGCAUAGAUCCAACCAACGUAGUUGUGCUCCUUGUUAUAGCACUCAUUAUUAUGUUUUUACCCUUAAGUAUUCUGUAUGUUAGAAAAUAUGAAAGAUCUAUUGAGAAUGUGAACCACGACACACAUAUAUAA
Messenger RNA from Plasmodium malariae, 1779 nucleotides. It is a transcript of the gene NPT1, whose product is annotated as novel putative transporter 1, putative. NCBI's taxonomy places the organism in Eukaryota, Apicomplexa, Aconoidasida, Haemosporida, Plasmodiidae. The transcript has a single exon. Gene Ontology annotation, molecular function: transmembrane transporter activity. The coding region runs from base 1 to 1779 and encodes 592 amino acids. The record is from RefSeq and is a predicted model, not a curated record. Gene Ontology annotation, biological process: transmembrane transport.